AACGUAAAUAAACCGUAUCGUGUCUACUAUGCUUUCUAAUUUUGUGAACUAACAUGGUAUUCGCAUCUAUUGUAGAGUACGUCACGUGACCUCCAUAGAGGGCCUGCUGAGUGUUUUCAGUACAGGGAGAGAGAGGAAGAAAAAUGGCGACUGUAGGCGACCCGGAGCGGGACGCCGGCCAUUCGGUUUGAGCAUUUUCCCGUUAAUUUAGACCGGGGAUUUACGGGACUCCUGCAGACUAAUCAAAGCAAGUUAGACGUUUGAAAGCUACCUGUUUUGUCUCCAUUGCGUGUGCUGGAAGCGUGCGAAAACUGAAAAUAGAAAUAAUACAUUAUCUAAGCUAGCUUGCUAUAAUGAGAGGGAGAAGAGGCAGGCCGCCCAAACAGGCACUGAUGGGGGAGCCAUCCCCCGCGCCAGUCCGCGGUUUGAGACCCAGGCGGGGAAUGCGUGGAAGAGGUCGAGGAACACCAGAUAUAGAAGGAAUGCCUCCAAGAAGAGGGAAUUAUCAUUCUUCGAGGGGCCGAAGAAAAUUUGGAGCUACAUCGCGGGGUAGAGGAAGAGGCAGAGGCUCGAGAGGUGGCCGCGGAGGUAGAGGGAGACGGCCAGCCAGCAAGAUUGUGUAUGAUGACCAUGAGAGUGAUGAGGAGGAUGCCGUGAGUUUAAGAUCGGACGAUGAUGAGUAUUUGCGGGGAAACCCUCUGUCGGACGACGAAAGGGCCUUUGAUGAUGGCUCCGAUUAUCAGGAGGAAAUACCAGACGAAGAUGAUGCUAGUUACUGCACGGAGAGCAGUUUUAGGAGUCAUAGUACAUACGGCAGCACUCCAGGUAGGAGGAGGCCGCGUGCUCGCCGGCCCCGAUCACCCAUCUUUGAGGAGAAGGAGAUCCCGCAGUUGGAGCUCCCUAAGUCGUCGGACGACCUGCUGAUCCCCCCCGAGCAGAUGCUGAACGUGGCCGCCGUCUACGAGGUCCUGCGCAACUUCAGCACGGUGCUGCGCCUGUCGCCGUUCCGCUUCGAGGACUUCAGCGCGGCGCUGGCGGGCCAGGAGCAGUGCACGCUGAUCGCCGAGACGCACAUCGCGCUGCUCAAGGCAAUCCUGCGCGAGGAGGACUCGUCCAACACCACGUUCGGCCCCGCCGACCUCAAGGACAGCGUCAACUCCACGCUCUACUUCAUCGACGGCAUGACGUGGCCCGAGGUGGUGCGCGCCUACUGCGAGAGCGACCCCGAGUACCAGCACGUGCUGCCUGUGCAGGAGGGCGAGGAGUACCCCUUCGAGCCGCUCGAGUCCAAGGUCAAGGUGCUCCAGUUCCUGGUGGACCAGUUCCUGACCACCAACCUGGCGCGCGAGGAGCUCAUGUCCGAGGGCGUGGUGACGUACGACGACCACUGCCGCGUGUGCCACAAGCUGGGCGACCUGCUCUGCUGCGAGACCUGCUCGGCCGUCUACCACCUGGAGUGCGUCAAGCCGCCGCUGGUGGAGGUGCCUGAGGACGAGUGGCAGUGCGAGGUGUGCGUGGCGCACCAGGUGCCUGGCGUCGGCGACAGCGUCACCGAGGCGCAGAAGAGCCGGCCCUACAUCCGCCAGGAGCCCAUCGGUUACGACCGACACCGCAGGAAGUACUGGUUCCUCAACCGCCGUGUAGUUGUCGAGGAGGACGGCGAGCACGAGAACAAGUCCAUCUGGUAUUACAGCACGCGGGUGCAGCUGGCCGAGCUGAUGGAGACCCUGGACAAGAGCUACUGGGAGAGCGAGCUGUACGCCGCGCUGGAGGAGAUGCACCCCGAGAUCCAGUCGCACAUGGACAUCACGGAGGACCUGACCAACAAGGCCCGCACCAACAACAAGGCUUACCUCACCGCUGCCAACGAGGAGAUUCUGGACCGACUCAAGGCCCGCCAGGAGGAGGAGGAGAAGCGACGGAACGCUUUGGAGGAAGAGAGGAACAAGAAGGACGAAAAACCUGAGCAGUCCCCCGAGUCACUAAAAGGCGAGAAGUCUACCUCAGGACCCACAGGCACUGAGGAGGCCACCCCAGGAGCAGAGUCGCCCUCUGCUGGUCCGGAGGCCAGUGGCAGCCCUGAGGCCCUGAAGCCCCCCGACUCGCCCUCCGCGGACCCGUCCCUCCCCUCCACCAGGGCUCCGAGUCCUGCCGCAGAGGCUCCCGACGGGCCCCCUGGCUCGGGGGAGAUGGGGGACGAGGGCCCUGACAGCUCUGCGGAGGUGCCAGAGCCAGCAGACAAGGCUGCGGAGUCCAAGCCUGCAUCUCAGCCAGGCGAGGGGGGGUCUCCGGCCAGCAGCCAGCCCCCCCACACGGCUGACGAGAACAGCAACAGCAGCCAGUUCUCCAUCUCCGGAGGCCCCAGGAGCCAGGAGGAGUGUGACGCGGCCGACAAGUCCGGCCAGGACGCCACAGCAGCAGACGGGAAGGAGAAGGCGAACGGCGAGGCGGGUGGACCAGUGAAGGGCCCCCCAACGCGCAUGGUGACGCGCCUGAGGAACCCCGAAAGCAAGCUGAGCCAGCUGAAGAGCCAGCAGGCGGCCGCGGCCGACCACGACACCAAGAAGGGCUACAAGGACGGCAAGGAGAUCCUGCUAGCGACCCCCGGCGGUGACCUCGCCCGUGUGAGCACGCGUGGCGGCAGCGCGGCGUCGGGCCGAGAGCUGGCGUCCAAGGGCGCCCUGAGCCACUUCUUCAAGCUGGGCCAGGAGGGCAAGUACCGCGUCUACCACAACCAGUACAGCGGCAACACGCUGGCCCUCAACAAGCACCAGCACCGCGAGGACCACGACAAGCGCCGCCACCUGGCGCACAAGUUCUGCAUGACGCCCGCCGGCGACUUCAAGUGGAACGGCUCGGUGCACGGCUCCAAGGCGCUGACCGUGUCCACGCUGCGGCUGACCAUCAUCCAGCUGGAGAACAACAUCCCCGCGCCCUUCCUGCACCCCAACUGGGCCUCCCACAGGUCGAACUGGUGCAAGGCCGUGCAGAUGUGCAGUAAGGCGCGGGAGUUCGCCCUGGCGCUGGCCAUCCUGGAGUGCGCCAUCAAACCGGUGGCCAUGCUGCCCAUAUGGAAGGACUCCCUGGGACACACCAGGUUACACCGCAUGACCUCCUUGGAGCGUGAGGAGAAGGAGAAGGUCAAGAAGAGGGAGAAGAAGCUGGAGGAUGAAGAGACCAUGCAGCAGGCCACCUGGGUCAAGUACACCUUCCCCAUCAAACACCAGGUUUGGAAGCAAAAGGGGGAGGAGUACAGGGUGACCGGGUACGGAGGGUGGAGCUGGAUCAGCAAGACGCACGUUCACCGUUUCGUCCCGCGUUUACCCGGCAACACCAACGUCAACUACCGGAAAGACCUGGAAGCUGCCAAGAGUGGCAGCGCCACCAGCGCAGCUUCAGACGCUGACGUGAAGAAGAGCUCGGUGGACUCGAGCGCCGCUUCAGAAACCCCCGUCCCCACCGACAGCACAGAGGAGCCCGAGAAAGACCCCGAGUCCUCCUCGGACAGGGCAAAGGGCAGCGAUGCCGAGGACAAGAUGGAGACCGACGAGGAAUCUCACAAAGGGAAGUCCGAGAGUGCCAGCCCGUCACCGCAGCCUUCCGAGGCCGACUCCCUGAAGCAGGAGGAGACCGUGGAGGAGGGCGAGGAGGUCAGCGCGACCAAGACCGCCCUCCACGAGCAGCAGCAGCAGCAGCGGCCGUUCAACUACGACGUGGUGAACGUGAGCCAGGGCUUCCUGCUGCGCACGGCCUACAAGAAGAAGGUGAAGACGUCCAAGCUGGACGGCUUCCUGGAGCGCCGCGUCAAGCAGCACCUGGUGGAGGAGCGGCAGCGGCAGGAGCGCCGGAAGCAGCAGGCCAGCCUCACCCCCAAGGCCGAGCCGCCCGCGACCUCUACCCCAACACCAGCGCAAACCCCAACCCCAGCGCCCCAGCUCCCAGCACUCCAAAUAAAGACUGAGGUGAGGCCGGCCACGAUGGAGCCGGUGGUCAAGACGGACCCAGUGAGAACGGGAGGAGUAGUAGAGGCCUCUGGUACGACUGGGAACGAGGCCACGGACGCUAGCGCCAGCAGGAAGCUGGAGACCCAAACACACAGCCAGAGGGCGCCGCAGGGUGCCCUGCCCCAAAGGACUGAUCCGUUAGCGGGGGCAGCCCCUCCAUUCCAACCAGCAAACUCCACCAGCACCGGGCAGCCUGCCACCUCCACCCCUUCGUCCACAGGGGGCACUACUGAGCAGCAGCAGCAGCAGACGCCGAAUCUGCCAGCGGCACCGGCCAGCGCGCCCAGCAGCACAAGUCAGGCGAGCCAACCCAACACCAGCGCCCUCCCGCAGCUAGCCGCACCAGAUGGACCUAAGCCCACCUCCGAGAGCACAGGGGAGAACGGCAAGAGUGUCCAGGUGGGAGGAGUGGACGAGCAUGCUGGGCAGAGAGUGCGGGAAGAGGAGUCCAUGGAGACUGACGCUCAUGUUCCCUCACCUGUGAAAGUGAACGGAAGAGACGCUGACAUGGACACCGAAUCGGUGUCCGGUGCUUUGGUGAAGGGCCAGCCGGCGGCGCUGUCGAACUGCGUGGAGGCGAAAGUGAACAGCCUGCGCCCCACAGGGGACGGGAAGCCUCCGCUGAAAGACCCUCUCAGGCCGCUUCUGAACGGGGACGCAGCCCCUGGCGUCGAGGCGGAGAGGACUCCCACCCUCACCCCCACACACGCCUCCCUUCUAGUGUCCCCUCCUCCAAGUGUGUCGGGGGAAGACUUUGAAGAUAUGCCCCCCAUAAAGAUGGCCAAGCUGAGCAACAGCUUGCAGGAAUCUGCUCCGACGCUAGCGACGUCCACGGACGUGGUCACCACACAUACCGGGAACAAAGAGCACAACAGCACGGACACUGAGCAGCGGUUGAGGUCGGAGGUCGCGACCCCAAAGACAAUCAGCCCUUCUCCGGCCCCCUCUGCGGAGGACUCCAGCCUGAGCAGCGACUUUGCCGAGGGCAACGGUGCAGGACGCCCCGCCGAGACCUUGGUCAUGACCCAAGUGACCACCACCACCACCACAUCGACCACAGUCUCCACCGAGUCUCGGACGGUGCGUCUGGCGCUGACGGCGGCGGGCGUGGUGCCGUCGUUGGCGGCGGCAGCGGCAGAGAGCAGCGCCGUCUCCAAGCUGACGACCACCACCAAAACCACGGUGACGCAAGUGCACGGCCAGACUGACAGCCUCUCUGUCAGUCAAGUAAACACCACCACCACAACCUCCUCCUCCGCCUCCUCCUCCACCACCCUCAAGGGCUCCACUAUCUCCGUGACUACCAGCAGCGAGGAGCACUCAACGCGGCAGCGCGUGCGGCUACUCAAGUUCACGCGCACCAAGAAGGCCCGCUCGGGCACCGCACUGCCCUCCUACCGCAAGUUUGUCACCAAGAGCUGCAAGAAGAGCAUCUUCGUGCUGCCCAACGACGACCUGCACAAGCUGGCGCGGCGAGGGGGCAUCCGCGAGGUGCCCAUCUUUAGCUACAACGCCAAGCCAGCGCUGGACAUCUGGCCUUACCCCUCGCCCAGGCCCACAUUUGGCAUCACCUGGAGGUACCGGCUGCAGACGGUGAAGUCCCUGGCCGGGGUCAGCCUGAUGCUGCGACUGCUGUGGGCCAGCCUGCGCUGGGACGACAUGGGCGUCAAGCCCUCCUCUCAGGCUGGCACCACCCGCACAGAAACUUCAGAGACGGAGAUAACUACCACCGAGAUCAUCAAGCGAAGAGACGUCGGUCCUUACGGCAUUCGGUCAGAAUACUGCAUCAGGAAAAUCAUCUGUCCAAUCGGCGUCCCAGAAACACCCAAAGAGACCCCGACGCCCCAGAGGAAGGGCCUCCGCUCCAGCGCCCUGCGACCCAAGAAGCCAGAGCCCACCAAGCAGACGGGACCCAUCGUCAUAGAGACAUGGGUCGCCGAGGAGGAGCUGGACCUGUGGGAGAUCCGAGCCUUCGCAGAGAGGGUGGAGAAGGAGAAGGCCCAGGCGGCGGACCAGGCAAAGAAGCGUCUGGAGCUCCAGAAGAGUGGCGCCACCGUCGGCAACACCAUCACCACCUCCGGCAGCCCCUCCACCCCCACCACCACCAAGGUCAUGGUGGGCUCCCUCACCAGCCAGGUCACCCCGGGCACCAAGGUGGUUCUGGCCACCAAGAUGGGCACUCCUGUGACAUUCCAGCAGAACAAGAACUUCCAGCAGACCUUCGCCACCUGGGUCAAGCAGGGCCAGACCGGCCAGCAACCAGCAUCAGCCGGCACAGUCACCACGGUGGCUACUACAUCUGGGCAGACGUUCCAGAUCACCGGCACGCCGGUUACCAUGGCUGGCAAAGUCAUCACUGCCAAGCUGCCGCUGCCCGCCAAUAGCAAGAUCGUCACCUUAAAUGUGCCAACCACUCAAGGAGGCGUGAUCCAGCAGAAAGUCCUGGGAAUCAUUCCAUCUAGCACCGCCGGCAACCAGCAAACCUUCACGUCAUUCCAGCCGCGGACCACCACCAUCAACAUCCAGCCCAGCACGCCAGGCUCACCAGGACAGCAGCAGCUGAUCACCACCACCACCGGGGGACAGAUCCGCUCAGGCAUGACUGUGAUCCGCACGCCCAUCCAGCAGGGCAGCACUCUGGGCAAGACCAUCCUGCGCACGCCUCUGGUCGUGCAACAAGGCCAGACACAGCAGGUGAUCAUCCACGGGCAGCCUGUCUCCACGGCCCUCUCGGGGGCCAGUCCCGUGGCCACCACCACGGGGCAGCGGGUGGCGGGCGCCUCCCCUGGGCAGCCGGUGGCCCCCCAGACCCCUCCAGGCCAGCGCGCCCAGCAGGGGCAGGUCAAGCUCACCCUGGCCCAGCUCACGCAGCUCACCCAAGGGGCUCAGCAAAAGCAGCAGGGAGCAGCAGUAGAGAGGCCGCAGGGCUCCGGGACCCAGCCUGCUCAGGGCCUGACGGUGGUGGUGCAGGGCCAGGGCCAGACCACGGGGCAGCUGCAGGUCAUCCCGCAGGGCGUGACGGUGAUCCCGCGGCCCGGUCAGCAGCUCAUGCAGGCGGCGCUGCCCAACGGCCAGGUGCAGCGCUUCCUCUUCACCCCCAUUCCUGCCACGUCGGCCGCCACCAGCACCCCCGCCACGCCAGGUACCCCUCGCCGUGCCCCCGCCCAGCCCCAUCUCCAGCCGGCCGCCCAGUCCCUCCCCCGCCCAGGCGGCCCGCGCCCAUCCAGGCGGGCGCCCCUGACGCCGCGCACCCCCCGCCCACCCACCCCCCAGGCCCAGAUCCCGCCGCACCCGCAGGCCCAGAUGCCCAUCCAGUCGCCCACGCCGCUGCAGCUCAAGGCCCUGGUGGGCCAGCCGCCCGGCACCGCCGUCCUCAAGCAGCAGCCGCCACAAGGGGGCACCGCGGGGCCACACCAACCCCCCAGCAGGUGCGGGCGCCCCCUCCAGCUGCACGCCCAGCAGCUCAUCACCGUCCCAGGGCUCCAGAUCCAGCUGCAGAUCCAGCUGCAGGCCCAGCAGGGCGGCCUGUCCGGCGGUCAGCAGAUCAAGCUGCAGCUGCCCAUCCAGCUCCAGCAGCAGCAGCAGCAGCAGCCCCUCACCACCACCACCACCACCGCCGCCGGACAGGGCGCCCAGGCGACGGGGCAGGUGCAGGGGCAGGUGGCGGCGGGCGGUCAGCAGAUCCAGAACGUGGUGACCAUCCAGACGGCCAGCGUGCAGGAGCAGCUGCGGCGCAUCCAGCAGCUGCGAGAGCAGCAGCAGCAGAAGAAGCGGCAGACGCAGGAGGCUAGACGGGAGCAGCAGCAGCAGGCCAGCAGCCAGAGCCAGAGCCAGCUCAUCCAGAAACAGGUGGUGAUGAAGCAGAACGCGGUCAUCGAGCACCUGAAGCAGAAGAAGACCAUGUCCCCGGCCGAGCGGGAGGAGAACCAGAGGAUGAUCGUGUGCAAUCAGGUGAUGAAGUACAUCCUGGACAAGAUCGACAAGGCCGAGCGACAGGCGGCCAAGAAGCGCAAGCGCGAGGAGUCGGUGGAGCAGAAGCGGAGCAAGCAGAACGCCUCGCGCCUCUCGGCCCUGCUCUACAAGCACAAGGAGCAGCUCAAGGCCGAGAUCCUCAAGAAGAGAGCCCUGCUGGACAAGGAGCUGCAGCUGGAGGUGCAGGAGGAGCUGAAGAGGGACCUGGGCAAGCUGCGGCGGGAGAAGGAACGGGCCCAGGCCGCCGCCGCCUCUCAGGCCGCCGCCGCUGCCGCGUCUGCGGUUUCCCACGCCCAGUCCGGCUUGGGCCCGGCCUCCGCCCUGACCGCCACCGGACACAAACGCAAGCGGGAGGAGGAGCGCGACGUCACCUCGGUCAAGGCCAAGAAGAAGAAGAUGAUCUCCACUACCUCAAAGGCCACCACCAAGGACUCCAAGCUGUACUGUGUCUGCAAGACGCCCUACGACGAGUCCAAGUUCUACAUCGGCUGUGACCUGUGCACAAACUGGUACCAUGGCGAAUGUGUGGGCGUCACAGAGAAGGAGGCCCUGAAGAUGGACGACUACAUCUGCGCCGAGUGUAAGCGGGCCCAGGAGGGCAGCACGGAGGAGCUCUACUGCAUCUGUCGCACGCCCUAUGACGAAGCCCAGUUCUACAUUGGCUGUGACCGCUGCCAGAACUGGUACCACGGCCGCUGCGUGGGCAUCCUGCAGAGCGAGGCCACGCACAUCGACGUGUACGUGUGCCCGCAGUGCCAGUCCACGGAGGACGCCAUGACCGUGCUCACGCCGCUCACCGACAAGGACUACGAGGGCCUGCGGCGGAUCCUGCGCUCCCUACAGGCACACAAAAUGGCGUGGCCCUUCCUGGAGCCGGUGGAUCCCAACGAUGCUCCAGAUUACUACGGCGUCAUAAAGGAGCCCAUGGACCUCUCCACAAUGGAGGAAAGGUUGCAGAAGCGCUUCUACGUCAAGCUCACGGAGUUUGUGGCGGACAUGACCAAAAUCUUCGACAACUGCCGCUACUACAACCCCAGCGACUCGCCCUUCUAUCAGUGUGCCGAGGUCCUGGAGAACUUCUUUGUGCAGAAACUCAAAGCGUUCAAAGCAAGCAGGUCUCAUAACAACAAGCUACAGUCAACAGCUUCUUAGAGUACACCAUCAAUAAGCUUUCUAAGAGAAAAUGAAAAUAUAAAAAUGAAAACAAGAAUGUGGUCUGACAAGUCAAACCCAAUGGUGAAUCCAGGUUGUCUCCAUCUACUCCCCCCCUCUCUCACUCACACACACACACACACACACACACACACACACACACACACACUUACAGCAACUAGAAGCCUUUUUUCUGUUACACACAUGCACACAGAGAUGGAAAGUUCCUCCCUCGGAAGUUCCCCGUCUGAGUUUUGGGUGGGCAGCGGUGUUGCGAGGAGAGAGGACCACGGUUCCGAUCCGUCACCGGGUGGGUGACCACGGUGGCACCUGCACGUUCCACUCCAGUGGAAAAGGGAGAUCUGUCUGUUUUUUUUUUUUUGUUUGUUUUUUUUUUCAACUGGGCCACUGCUGUUUUUGUUUCUUUUUCCCCCGUCUCUCUCUCUGUCUCUGUCCCUCCCUAUCUCUGACUGUUGCUCUGUCUCUUCCAGCAUUCCUGUUGUUUUCCACCCCCUCUGACAGCUAAAGACUCUGAUCUCCUGAAGCUGAUGAAGCUUCGCCCCCGUUGGGGCCUAAGGACCUGGCCUGUACUGUUCAUUUGUGAAGCCGCGCCGCCCAGCAGACUUUCUGACUGCUGUUUUAUUGUUGUUGUUUUUUUAGUUUUGUUUGUUUUUAUUAAACCUUUAUAGUGGCUGUACUACUUCAUCUGUACAAUCACAAACCAGACUGCAGCUCAUUUCUCCUUCGACAUCCAGCGUCAAUGUCACGGAGUAGAAAAACUUUUUUAAACGAUUAUUUUUUGGGACUUCUUCAAUGACGGUCAGCCACAGAGCGGUUUGUUUUUGAGAACGAAUCCUGAUGUUCUGUUUCCAGUGAGGCAUGUUCAUAUUGCCCAACAGUAGCCUACAGAGAACGACCGAAGACCAACAACCCCUCAUGUAUCUCAACCCUGUCCUGUUUAUUAAGAAAAGUCAACAAUGACCAUUUUUAGUUUUUAUUUUUCUUUCUUUGUUUUGCCGCUAAAAACGGACAUGUUGAAAUAGCAGGAGUCG
This is a messenger RNA of Alosa sapidissima (American shad), 10180 nucleotides long. RefSeq names its product nucleosome-remodeling factor subunit BPTF-like. The coding region runs from base 354 to 9128 and encodes 2924 amino acids. Gene Ontology annotation, molecular function: RNA polymerase II cis-regulatory region sequence-specific DNA binding. The record is from RefSeq and is a predicted model, not a curated record. Gene Ontology annotation, biological process: regulation of transcription by RNA polymerase II. The transcript is spliced from 35 exons. Gene Ontology annotation, cellular component: NURF complex. Lineage: Eukaryota; Metazoa; Chordata; Actinopteri; Clupeiformes; Clupeidae.